This is a messenger RNA of Alternaria postmessia, 945 nucleotides long. RefSeq lists its product as uncharacterized. The record is from RefSeq and is a predicted model, not a curated record. Gene Ontology annotation, biological process: phospholipid metabolic process. The coding region runs from base 1 to 945 and encodes 314 amino acids. NCBI's taxonomy places the organism in Eukaryota, Fungi, Ascomycota, Dothideomycetes, Pleosporales, Pleosporaceae. Gene Ontology annotation, molecular function: phosphatidate phosphatase activity. The transcript is spliced from 4 exons.
AUGCGCGCGCUCAACUCAAAUGAGUUUUUAAAUAAGCCUGGCUUCCUCGGCGCCGCAGCGCGCUUCUGGCAGCGCUCGUAUGCUUCGGACUAUGUUGGCAUUGUGAUACUGACAUGCGGGUAUAUAUUGGCACAGAUACAAUUCCUCGCCGAACCCUUCCACCGCAUGUUCUUCCUCGACAACCUCGCCAUCGGCUACCCACACGCCGAAGAAGAGCGCGUGCCAGUCUCAUGGCUCUUCAUAUACGCCGGCGCGGUGCCCCUCGGUGCACUCAUCGCCUGGGCUCUCAUCCUCCGCCCCGGAACACACAAGGCGCAUGUUACCAUCCUGGGCUGGUUCAUCAGCAUGAUCUUGACCAUGUUCAUAACAGACGUGAUCAAGAACGCUGUUGGGCGUCCCAGGCCAGAUCUGAUUGCGAGAUGUAAACCCGCUCCUGGGACGCCAGCACAUCAACUCGUCACAUUCGAAGUCUGCACCGAGACAAAUCACCACGUCCUACACGAUGGCUGGCGCAGUUUCCCCAGUGGGCAUAGCAGUUUCUCCUUCAGUGGUUUGGGCUAUCUUGCACUUUUUAUUGCAGGCCAAUGCCACGUUUACCGCCCUCGCGCCGAUCUCGCCCGCGUCCUUCUCGCCCUCACUCCUCUCCUCGGCGCUGCAUUGAUCGCUAUUUCCCGCUGCGAGGACUAUCGACACGAUGUGUACGAUGUUAGUGUUGGGUCGGUGCUGGGCAUGGCCGUUGCGCAUUACACGUAUAGGAGGUAUUAUCCGGCCCUGAGGAAUAGGCAGUGUGCUACGCCGUUUCCUAAUCCCGCGGACGACAAGGGCUGGGGGAAGAUCAAGGGCGACGAAGAGAGCUUGAGGGCUGCGAGUGAGUUUGAAUUGGAUGACCUUGAUGAGGAAGAUGGUGUGGAGGGAGAAGGGAGGCCGUUGAAUGGGAGACGAUAA